AUACAUGUAUAUUAACUCAAAAAAAAUUGAAUCUUUAAAUGUUUAUAUCUAAUAAUAAACAAUAAAAAUUUGUUCUAUAUAUAUAAUAUUGAUGACACGAACAUGUAUACGGGUACGAUAACCAAAAGUAAAUUUAUACAGGAAUAGUGUUGCCAGCAUGUGGUAAGCGUGGGGUGGGGUGAAUGCGUUACGACAGUCUAGUCUCAAGGCCAUAGACGACGGGAUAAGCAAGAAUAAUAACACGUAGCGCAUGGAGUUACAAACAAACAUACUUACAAACAUACAGGUGAAACUAAUAUAAGCGUGUUAAAAAUAAAUUUAUACAGGAAUAGUGUUGCCAGCAUGUAGUAAGCGUGGGGUGGGGUGAAUGCGUUACGAUAGUCUAGUCUCAAGGCUAUAGACGACGGGAUAAGCAAGAAUAAUAACACGUGGCGCGUGGAGUUACAAACAUACAUACAUAUAGGUGAAACUAAUAUAAGCGUGUUAAAAAGAACAAUAGUUCUUUUAACAAAAGAUAAGAAGAAUAGUUAUUUACUAUCACUGUAUCGUAAAUGUACAGUUUAAAUUAAGUAAAAUAAAUUUUGUUGCACUAAUUAUGACCUUUUUAAAAGCUACUAAUUAGACGACGUAAUAUUUUAUUGUGAUUUGUUGCUACUAAUUAGCAAAAUUAAUCUUGUUAAUUGUGAUAUAUAAAUUUUUCUUAUCGAAAUUGUAGUUUCUUAAGUUGAUUUGUUAUUGUCGUGUUCCGUGUUUUAGUUUUAGGUAGCAUCUUUGGCCAGGAACUUUGCGAAUUGACAUGGAUGACUAUAAAAAAUCAGUACUAUGGUCAUUAAUGAAUCUAUUUUUAAUAAUUGGUUCAUUUUUAUUAAUAUUCAAAUUUAAUAUGCCACGGAAAAUUAUAUUGGCCAAUCGAUUGCCUGGUCCUCGUUGGUGGUAUGUCUUAAAAUUGUUACUAAAUGUCAUUAAUCGACCAGAGUCUAUCAUUAAAACUAUAAAUGAUAUAUAUAAUCAAUACGAAAAGUCAUUAUUUAAAAUUUGGUUCGGACCUUUUCUUUGCAUAGUUCCUACAAAACCAGAAGAUGUAUGUGCAAUUUUAAAUCACCCUAAUUUGCAAAAAAAAGGAAUUAUCCUAAAUCCAUUACGAGAAUCUUAUGUAGGAGAUAAUAUAACGACAAUUGAUGAUUUACAAAAAUGGAAGAUUCAUAGGUAUGCUGCCUUUAAAUGUAUAUCAUUCAAUAAUGGGAAGACAUUUACAUCAUUAAUUAGUAAGGAAGCUGUGGCUCUUGUUGAUUAUUUUAAACCAACACAACAAGAUAAAACGAAUGAUUAUGAAAUAUAUAUUCCAAUUUAUAAAAUGCACCUUAAAAUCUAUGAAGCAGCAAUUUUUGGUGAAAAUGUUGCCAAUGAAAUUGAUGUGAAUCAUGAUAUUAUUAUUCAAAACAUGAAAGAUACAUCAAACACAAUAACUUAUAGGAUUUUCAAUCCAUGGUAUUUCAGUAAGUCUAUUUUCAAAAUAUCAACGUUUUAUGAGAAAAACAUAAAAAAUAUCAUUAUAUUACACAAUUAUAUUAAUAAGUUAUUCAAGAAAAGUGAAAUAGGAAAAGUUAAGCAAAAUAUUGAUAAAACUAAAGGAAAUACGUUUAUUGAAAUAAUGGAAAAAGUUGACAAAUUGACAGAUGAAGAUACACGAAAUUUAGCUUUUGUCUUACUUGGAGCUGGAUCUGAUACAGCAUCUGUAACGAUUUCUAAUAUAAUAUUCUUAAUGUCUUAUCAUUCAGAUAUCCAAAAUAAGGUAUUUGUGGAACAAAACAAGAUUUUUUCAAGUGGAUAUCCCAAUCGUAGACCAACUUACGAGGAUUUGCAUCAAAUGAAAUAUCUUGAACAAGUUAUUAAUGAAACUCUUCGAAUCCGCUCAACUACACCCUUCACUGUCCGAUAUGUUGAAGAAGAAAUUUCAGUUGGAGGUUACUUAUUACCUGCAGGAAGUAUACUACUAAUUUGUGUUGCCAAUUUACAUAAAAGUCAUUUGUACUAUAAAGAUCCAGAAAAAUUCAACCCAGAUAACUUUUCACCAGAUGAAUGUCUGAGUCGACAUCCUAAUUCAUUUAUGCCAUUUGGAUUAGGGCCAAGAAAUUGUGUAGGUAAACGUUUUGCAAUGAUACAAAUGAAAGUAAUAAUAUCUACAUUAAUUCGAAAUUACCAUUUUCACUUUUCUGAGAAAUAUUCAAAACCAGAAGACCUUAUAGCAAAUUAUUCAAUUACACAAACUUUUGAUGAAGGAUGUUACGUCAAAUUUAAACAAAGAGAAAAUAACAUAUAUCCUGUUUGAUGUUUUACUGUUAUUUAAUCAUUUUAUUUUUAUAUAUUACAUUGGUAUGAGUGUUUAAAAUAUGCAUUAACAUUGUGUAUAAAAUAUAAUUAAAUUAUACAAAAAUUAA
This is a messenger RNA of Daktulosphaira vitifoliae (grape phylloxera), 2438 nucleotides long. Its product is annotated as cytochrome P450 4C1-like. The transcript is spliced from 9 exons. The record is from RefSeq and is a predicted model, not a curated record. Gene Ontology annotation, molecular function: heme binding; oxidoreductase activity, acting on paired donors, with incorporation or reduction of molecular oxygen; monooxygenase activity. Bases 797 to 2329 code for a protein of 510 amino acids. Lineage: Eukaryota; Metazoa; Arthropoda; Insecta; Hemiptera; Phylloxeridae.